Syngnathus typhle (broad-nosed pipefish) is the source of this 3919-nucleotide messenger RNA. Its product is annotated as brain-specific angiogenesis inhibitor 1-associated protein 2-like. The transcript has 14 exons. Gene Ontology annotation, biological process: plasma membrane organization; positive regulation of actin filament polymerization; actin filament bundle assembly. The coding region runs from base 307 to 1950 and encodes 547 amino acids. The record is from RefSeq and is a predicted model, not a curated record. Gene Ontology annotation, cellular component: nucleoplasm; cytosol. Gene Ontology annotation, molecular function: protein binding; cytoskeletal adaptor activity. Lineage: Eukaryota; Metazoa; Chordata; Actinopteri; Syngnathiformes; Syngnathidae.
GCUUCCUGAGUGUGCUCGUGAAGAACGUCACGGCAUGCAUGUUAUGAAGCAUGAGUUACGAUACAAGUGCUGCACAAAAGGUCAAGUUGGAUAUUUUUGUCUGAUGUGCAACGUGGAAGAAGCUGUGAAAACCGAGUGUCAUUGAAAGUACCGACCGGCCGUCAGCUGAGCCCUGGAAACGGAAGGCGAGUUGAUUCAGUUGCAGUAGGAUUUCGGCCGUGCGAUAUCGUUUCUCGGCCUCACAGGUCCCCUGGUCCCAUUUGCUCCAAUUUUCACGCGGAUACACGUUUAUAGGAAAUAUCUUUUAUGGUCCUGGCUGAAGAUUACACAAUGUCUCGCACCGACGAGGUUCACCGAGUGACGGAAAACGUCUACAAGACAAUCAUGGAACAGUUCAACCCUUGCUUGCGAAACUUUGUUGCCAUGGGGAAGACCUACGAGAAGGCCCUUGCCAAUGUGACAUUCGCCGCCAAAGGCUACUUUGACGCUCUGGUGAGAAUGGGCGAGCUAGCCAGUGAGAGUCAAGGAUCCAAAGAUUUAGGCGACGUGCUCUUCCAAAUGGCAGAGGUCCACCGACAGAUCCAAGUGCAGCUGGAGGAGAUGCUGAAGUCUUUCCACAAUGAGCUGCUGUCGGAGCUGGAGAAGAAGGUGGAGCUGGAUGCUCGCUACCUGGCUGCGGCCCUGAAGAAGUACCAAGUGGAGCACAAGAACAAAGGGGAGAGUCUGGAGAAGUGUCAAGGGGAGCUGAAGAAGCUCCGCCGGAAGAGCCAAGGCAGCAAGAACCCAUCCAAGUAUGGCGAGAAGGAGAUGCAGUUUGUGGAGACCAUCAGCAGCAAGCAGAGCGAGCUGGACACCUUCAUCGCUGAAGGAUACAAGACGGCAUUGUCGGAGGAGCGCCGGCGCUACUGCUUCCUGGUGGACCGCCAGUGUGCCGUGGCCAAAAACAGCAGCACCUACCAUGGCAAGGGUAAAGACCUUCUGACCCAGAAGAUACCAGUCUGGCAGCAGGCCUGCUCGGACCCUAACAAGCUCCCUGAGAGGGCCGUGCUGCUGGCCCAGCAGAUGGGCUCGGCCGCCUCGAGCAGCGCCAGCCCCCUGCACACUUCCAAAUCCAACCUGGUUAUCUCUGACCCCAUUCCCGGGGCCCAGCCCCUUCCCGUGCCGCCCGAGCUGGCCGUUUUCAUGGGUGGUGGCCUCGGGCACCAGGCGAGGCUGAUGGGCCCCGAUGGCAUGUCCGUGGUCAACGGGACGACGGGAGUCCACGGCGAGGAAUACUGGCCGGACGGAGGGACCCUGUCCCAAGUCAGGCCUUCGUCUCCACAGGCGCAAGCGCAGGCCCAAGCCCAGGCUCAGCCUCAGAGACAGGUCAGCGACGUCUACUCCAACACCCUCCCUGUCCGCAGGCCGGGUCCCGCCAAGAACAAGAACCCCGUAGGUGAGACACGGACCCUCCCCCGUUCCAGCUCUAUGGCAGCGGGCCUGGAGAAGAACGGGCGCUCCCGCGUACAAGCCAUCUUUUCGCACGCCGCCGGCGACAACGGCACCCUGCUCAGCUUCUCCGAGGGCGACGUCAUCACCCUGCUGGUGCCCGAGGCCCGCGAUGGCUGGCACUAUGGCGAGAACGAGAAGAACAAAAUGCGUGGCUGGUUCCCAUUCUCCUACACGCGAGUGCUGCCCGAGACCGAUGGCGAGAAGCUGAAAGUGAACCUGCAUCACGGGAAGAGCAGCAGCACGGGCAACCUUCUAGAGAGUGACCAAUCCCUGCCCACACCCGACUACGGCCUGACCGCCCGACUUUUGGCGCAGAGUCUGGCGCAGAGCCGCCCCAGGCCCUACAGCAUGGCGGCCUUUGGCACUCAGCCCGGUGUCUUUCAGCCCGCUGUCGAGGAUUAUGACGGCCGCUUUGCCACAAGUGACAGUCCUGAUGGCAAAUUGAUUUCGACUGUGUGACAACACACAUUGUGACAGACGCAGACAGCUGCGGAUAGCGCAGGGGCUUCCCUCCCUCCCUCCCCUGCCCUCGCCUCCCCCUGUCUCUCCUCCUCUCCCUUCCUUCUGCCUCCACUCACACUCCUUCAGCGAGUGGACGAGGCUGGUCUCAUCCCUGCUUUCUGUCCUCUCUUCCUCCUGGCGUGCGUCCCUCCGCCCGUCCUGGGUUCUGCCGCCGCCUCUCUGCUGCUGUGCUGCCGGCUGCCUGGCGGUGUCGCUGUCGGGACAGUAGCGGUUGGUGGGUGGAGGAUUGCGUUGAGAGUCGGGGCGGGGCCUACCUGCUCGGCGUGCAGCGAUACGGACUCUGAGCAACGGCAGGCGCGUGUGGACUGACUGCCCUUGCUCGCCUGCGUUGUCUUUUUUUUGUCUUUUUUGCCGUGCAUGUACGCACUUGUCUUUUUUUGUGGCUCUCAAUAAAGAGUACAGCGUGGUCGCAACCCAUAAAAGUUGAAAAAGACAAAAUGGUGCUUUGAAAUGCAAAAUCACAAGGGAAGGCUGUGCAGGGACGAUGCGAUCAGUCGCGCUUACACCUGAUUUAUUUUGGUGUUGGCACUGCAUGGAGAGAGUGACCUCCCCACCCUCGCGCAAAAUUUUUCUCAAAAUAGGACAGGCAAGAUACAAGCGACCUGAUUUAAAAGUCUUUCCAUAUGAGCAGUUGGUCGGUCAAUUAUUUAUUUUAUUUAUUUUUUGCUUUGACUUUUCAAGCAACAAAGUCAACUCUCGUCACAAGCAGCAGUUUUGCAUAACUUAAAAAAAAAAUUAAAACAAAAGCCUCAAACUAUUUAUUGCCACUCGUUAACCUUCAAAGUCAAUGUAAAGCAAAGAACUACACUGUGUAUUUACAAUGACCACGUCACGAUGCCUUCAAAAUUGCGAGCUCAAGUGCCAUGGAUGGGUGAACCAAAAGCGCACGUCUGUCUCGAGUGCUUUAAGCAAAGAAUAUUUGGAGAAAAACAACAGAGAAACCCAUGUAGGCAGACCAUAGGAAAAUACUCCCAGGCACAUCUUCUCUGCAAAAAUCUAGCUGUGACCGUCUUCAUGUGCUGUAUAUCUUUGUCUUCUUCUGCCCCCACGUGGCCAAGGUGUGUACAUCAUAAGCAGCACCUCAAUGUCCAUUGAAUCGAAGUCUUUCAUGGAACAAAAUGGUCACGUUCUCAUCACCUGCAACCUUAGUUUACCAUUGCCAAAAAUACAAACGGGAAGGAAUUGAACUUGUCUAUUGUCUCACGGCGGCACGUACAGUAUAAUAGAAUGGUACAUAAUUAUUCUUUUGUGGAGGUUUUUUGGGAUGGGAGGGGGGGAGAUGUUUUUUCUGAAAAAUGUUACCAUACCAUCACUGCAACCUUUGGUUGUAAAACGUUGACAAGACUAAAAGCGGGAUUUCGACAGAGGGGUGUGUUCACUUGAUAGACUUUUUCUGCUCCAUAUCCUGGCGGGUGUGUUGGAUGCCUUACACGCUGCUUCUGCCUGUCUUUACCCCCCUUCCCCUUUUUUGGUGCAGGCGAGCUUGAGCAACAUCUCUCGAAUCAAUAUCUAUAUGUGACUCGUUUGUAUCCGUUCACCCAAUUGCACCAUUUCCUUCUUUUUGAAUUUGGUCUUCUUUGCGCAAAUGGCCGCCUUGGAUAAGCGCUGUGAGUUUGUUGAUGAUUAGCCGCCAUCUUUUCUCUUCAUUUCCUUUGCUGCUCGCUCUGUGUUUUUGUUUUCUUUUCUGAUUGUAUUCCCCAGUGCUUUUGUAGUUCCUUUCCUCCCCAAACUAUGGGUGUCCUUGUUCAAAAACACUGAGUAGUUGUUUUAUCUUAUGCAUGCCGUGGAGGGAUAUCAGAAAAUGUAAUUAAAAAACAACAACAACAACAACAAAACAGUCCAUGAAUGUAUGGUGACUUUUUACAAAAGGUAUUCUAAAUAAAGCUUAACUCUCUAUAUUAAUAAA